GGAACGGAACAAAGGGUCGGUAAGGGAUCGAGAGUCGGCAAAAUCAGAAGGGACCAGGGAAAACGGGAAGGACCUUUCGACAGGGGAAAGUUCGGGGAAAGCCGGGGGAAACAAAAGAGGAUCCUAGCAAAGCAGGGAAAAGGGGGACGACGACAGGACGAGUCGUCGAAAGUCUGACGGAACCACACCCAAGAAAAUGAAAGUCUCGGACGCACGCCGUAAGUUAGCAGAAAUAGAAAGACGGACCACAGAAUAUAAAGCAAGGCUUAUCGAGGAGAUGAUGGCUGGGAACGAGGGAGACCUUUUGGGAGAGGGGUCACGAGAAGAACGCAGGAUCAGUCAGAGCGAAGCCAGGCUCGGAGGGAAGGACAAUAGCCAUAGGGGCACGCCCAAUAAGAAGGGUAAGGAAAAGGGGGAUUCCCCAGCCGUAGAAGCGGAGAAGGCAACGACCCCACCUGCCAUAUAUAGUGGUACCAGCCGUUUGCGCGCCACACCGAAAGCAACCAAGGCGUGCGACGGACUUUGGAGUCUCAGGGAAAGGGUGUUAGGAUGGUUUGAUCCGGAGGGUACGCUAAAGGCUGGGGAAAAGCAGAGAGAUACCAAGGAAGGAGAAGGGACCAGUGCGGUCGGCGAAACGGGGAGCUCUGAAGGGGGCCUCACGAGGAUAGUAGUCACCCUCACUCGGGCUCUGAACAAGAAUCAGAGGUACCUUGCGGAUGCCAAGAAGAAACUUACUUUCGACGGGGCAAACAUUAUGGAAUUCCUAAUCGACUAUGAGAACCUGGCAGCCUUGCUGAAAUGGACUGAGGAAGAAAAGAUGGACCACUUAGGGCAGUAUGUGUCGCUAAGCUUAGGAAGGGACAUUAUGAUUAUUGUCGCCUCUAGUGGAUCCUGGAAAGAGAUCCGCAACGAGAUGAUGAGGAAGUACCUGAAGGCAGAGAAAAUGGCAACAGAAGCCGAGUUGGGGGCAGUCCAAAGGAAAAACUAUGCGACUUAUAACGACUUCCUAAGGGCAUUCACUUUAGUAGCACUACGAAUUCCCGGAGUAACAGACCGUAUAAUGAGUAAGUACUUCCUCAGACAGUUAUCCGAGUUUGACAAGGAUAAGAUCUUGUCGGCCUACCAGCAGACUAGUAAGUUCGAGUACGCAAGGGAUGUGGAUUUCAGCACGGUAACAGACCUCGCAGAAAAGACAGUAGUGACUGAGACACUAGCCCUGCUCAAGGAAGGAGAGGUUAUAGACUUGACUGGGAAAACGGGAGACAAGGUCAAGAAGGGGAUAGAGAGCCUACAUGAGCGGGUGCAUGGGGUCGAUAACAAGAUAGAAAGAGUGGAGAAUGCGCUAUUAGUAAUGCAGGCGCAGGUGUCCCGCCCCGCCCUCCCGCCCCAAGAGGCCGUAGUUCCGGAGGCAGUAGCAAAUCGAGGUCAUGGCAGGAGGGACCCGACCAAUGAGCAGUGCAAGUACUGCACAAUGGUCGGACACUUCGUACGGACCUGCCCGAGACUCAACCAUGAUAUCAUGAGGCAGAGGUGCAGCAGGUCACUCAGAGGGGAAAUUUUUGGGCCUCAAGGAGAGCGCAUAAACUGGAAUUCGCCAGGAGGAAUGCGACGUGUCGUCAUCCUCCUGAACAACCUGGAUAUAGCGGCCGUAGAAGCAGAGCCGGUAGUCGACAUUGUCUGGGACCAACCCAGGGGACGCGGACCACAGGUGAAUUUCAUCCUGGAAGGUAAUGGACAAGAUAGGGUGAACAUCACCACCCGGCGAGCAGGCGCAGAAAAGAAACUUAUUCGAGACGUAGUACUGGAAGAGGUCGCAGGGACGAACACAGAUCAGGAUGAAGCAGAAACCGGGGAACAGGAGAAGGUUUACGGAAAGGCAAGGGAAGAAGAGCCAAUAGACAAGGCUGCAGUAGCAAUGAAGAAAUUCAGGUACCAAAUUCCGAUCCUGACCGUGCAGGAAGUCGACGAUACAAUAACCAAACUGCUAGGUACCAUGGUAUCUGUAUCCUUUCAGACCAUGCUACAAGCAAGCCCGAGAUUGCUCAAAGGUCUCAGGCAACUGCUAACGCGUAGGCGCGUAGAGAUAGAGGAGGCCCCGAAACCGCAGAAGCAGGAAACAGAAGAGGCCGAGGCGCCGCAAGGGGUCUCCAACCUCCAACGAAUUCCAGGGGAUCUGGAGGACCUAGAAAAAGCCUUUGCAGACAUCCGCCUAAGCCUACCGGACUGAGAGGGUGGAGAAGUCAUGAGGGCACCGCCCGGGAUGAAGCUUAGCUUC
Messenger RNA from Chara braunii, 2275 nucleotides. The record is from the annotation of a GenBank genome assembly. Lineage: Eukaryota; Viridiplantae; Streptophyta; Charophyceae; Charales; Characeae.